This is a messenger RNA of Lynx canadensis (Canada lynx), 5111 nucleotides long. RefSeq names its product RAS p21 protein activator 2 (gene RASA2). Gene Ontology annotation, molecular function: GTPase activator activity; phospholipid binding. Gene Ontology annotation, biological process: regulation of GTPase activity; negative regulation of Ras protein signal transduction; intracellular signal transduction. Bases 19 to 2202 code for a protein of 727 amino acids. The transcript is spliced from 21 exons. Lineage: Eukaryota; Metazoa; Chordata; Mammalia; Carnivora; Felidae. The record is from RefSeq and is a predicted model, not a curated record.
CACGGGCCGGGCGGCACCAUGGCGGCGGCGGCGCCUGCUGCUGCGGCGGCUUCUCCCGAGGCGCCGGCGACGAGUGGGACGGCUGAGCCCGAGGCCGGGGACGAGGACAGUCGCGAGGUCCGAGUGCUGCAGAGCCUGCGGGGCAAGAUCUGUGAAGCAAAAAAUUUAUUGCCAUAUCUUGGACCCAACAAAAUGAGAGAUUGUUUCUGCACCAUAAAUUUGGACCAGGAAGAAGUUUAUCGUACCCAAGUUGUUGAAAAGUCUUUAAGCCCAUUUUUCAGUGAAGAAUUUUACUUUGAGAUUCCAAGAACUUUCCAGUAUUUGUCUUUCUAUGUUUAUGAUAAGAAUGUUUUACAAAGAGACCUUCGUAUAGGAAAAGUAGCCAUCAAAAAAGAAGACUUAUGUAACCACAGUGGCAAAGAAACUUGGUUUUUACUACAGCCUGUUGACUCCAAUUCAGAGGUUCAGGGUAAAGUUCACCUUGAAUUAAAACUGAAUGAACUGAUAACAGAGAAUGGAACUGUGUGCCAGCAGCUUGUUGUACACAUCGUGUCAUGUCACGGGUUGCCUCUCAUAAAUGGACAAAGCUGUGACCCUUAUGCAACAGUUUCUCUAGUGGGCCCUUCUAGGAAUGACCAAAAGAAGACAAAAGUAAAGAAGAAAACAAGCAAUCCGCAGUUUAAUGAAAUCUUUUAUUUUGAGGUAACAAGAUCCAGUAGUUAUACCAGAAAGUCCCAAUUCCAGGUAGAAGAGGAGGACAUCGAAAAGCUAGAAAUUAGGAUCGACUUGUGGAACAAUGGAAACCUGGUCCAGGAUAUUUUCCUAGGGGAGAUUAAGGUUCCUGUGAAUGUGUUAAGAAAUGAUUCCUCUCAUCAAGCCUGGUACUUGCUACAACCAAGAGACAAUGGAAACAAGUCAUCUAAAACUGAUGAUCUGGGGUCUCUUAGAUUAAAUAUAUGUUAUACAGAAGACUACGUACUUCCUUCAGAGUACUAUGGUCCUUUGAAAACUUUGCUGCUAAAGUCACCAGAUGUUCAGCCGAUAUCUGCCUCAGCUGCUUACAUUUUGGGUGAAAUUUGUCGAGAUAAAAAUGACGCUGUUUUGCCCCUUGUCCGACUGCUGCUGCAUCACGAUAAACUUGUUCCUUUUGCCACUGCAGUGGCUGAAUUAGACUUGAAGGAUACACAAGAUGCAAAUACAAUUUUUAGAGGAAAUUCCUUGGCUACCCGAUGUCUGGAUGAGAUGAUGAAAAUAGUGGGAGGGCACUACCUGAAAGUAACAUUAAAACCUAUUCUAGAUGAGAUAUGUGAAUCCUCAAAAUCCUGUGAAAUUGAUCCUAUUAAAUUGAAAGAGGGAGAUAAUGUAGAAAACAAUAAGGAGAAUCUGCGCUACUAUGUAGACAAGUUAUUCAGUACGAUUGUAAAAUCAAGUAUGAGCUGCCCCACUGUAAUGUGUGAUACCUUUUAUUCCCUAAGGCAAAUGGCUACUCAGCGAUUUCCUAAUGACCCUCAUGUUCAGUAUUCUGCAGUGAGCAGCUUUGUAUUUCUUCGUUUCUUUGCUGUAGCCGUAGUAUCACCUCAUACUUUUCAUUUGCGACCUCAUCAUCCAGAUGCACAGACAAUUAGAACAUUAACUCUCAUCUCAAAAACCAUUCAAACAUUGGGAAGCUGGGGAAGUCUGUCCAAAAGCAAGUCAAGUUUCAAAGAGACAUUCAUGUGUGAAUUUUUCAAAAUGUUUCAAGAAGAACGAUAUAUUAUAGCAGUUAAAAAGUUCUUGGAUGAAAUUUCAUCAACUGAAACUAAAGAGUCCAGUGGUACGAGUGAGCCUGUGCACCUGAAAGAAGGUGAGAUGUAUAAAAGAGCUCAGGGAAGAACUCGGAUUGGGAAAAAGAAUUUCAAGAAACGGUGGUUCUGCUUAACAAGCAGAGAGCUCACCUACCACAAACAGCCAGGUAGCAAAGAUGCAAUUUAUACAAUUCCAGUGAAAAACAUUCUUGCUGUAGAAAAACUGGAAGAGAGCUCUUUCAACAAGAAAAAUGGAAAAUCCAAUUGUAGGAAAAACAUCUUAGAGUGUGACCAGUUGAUUCAGAAGAACUGGAAAAUACUGUUUUUGUUGGAGUUUUUCAAUUCAUCAUGUAUUUUGUUCUUAGUAUUUAAGAAUGAACAUUGGCUUCAGUGUCACCUGCAUUCACGUUGUAUUUAAUAUUUAAUAAUUGAAAGUAACUGGGAAUCCUGGUAUUGAUGCAUUACUAGAGAAUUUGAAAUUCAAGAUUCCCUUCAUAUCUUACGUGUCAAAAGCCAUGCGUCUGCAACUUGUUUUUAAUAGAAAGAAUCUUCCUAAAGAAGCUUUGUAACAAAAGAACUCCUCCAUAGCAAGCAACCAUCUCUUCUUGUAACACUCCAUGUUCUGUGGACUUUCACUACCAUUAGUGCCUGCUCUAUACUGCCAGUGUUGUGUUUUACUAGAGAAUCCCAAUCCAUGACAAUUCAGAGCUUUCCAUUUAGUUCAUCUAGACCCUCCCUCUUCAAAAAAGAAAAAAAAAAGAGAUUUUUCCUUUUGUCUGUUAGUCAUUACAGAUUACAUUAGGGACUUUAGAAAACUGCCAGAGCAUCCUUGAAGGUUGGUGGAUCCUUUUGCCUAUUUAAAGAUGUAAACAGAACCCAGACAGGAGGAAUCAGAGAACAUAUACUGUUUUGUGCAUCUUGUUUACAUUUGGGAUGAGUGAUGGCAGAUGAAAUACAAUGAGAUCACUAAAUUUUUGUUGUUGUUUUAAAUAUCAGGUACUCAUUUUCUUGAUUUGAGAGUUCGAGUUAAUAUGACUUGUAAGGACGUCUCUUCUGAAAAAGAAGAGACAGGAAACGGUGAAAGAUGGUGGUAGGAAAAUCCCUUGACUUCACCUGUUACUCCGCAUUAUUAUCAUAAGGGCCACCACCAGGACACCCUCCUCCUAGUGUGAGGUUGGGAGCUAACUCGAGAACAGUCACUCGGCGCACUUUAAUAAUCUGGGCUGCCCCAGAUUAUACUUUAGAUACUCUGUGGUAUCUAAUCUUUAUGAUCAGUUGAAUGAUCAGUGUUUAAGUCUAGAAAUAGUGCUUUCCUGAAAAUGUUUAUAUUUCAUUGCUGUUUUCUUAUUGCCUGCUAGCCAAAAGGAGUGUGGGCAAGCAACUGUUUUAAUUCUGUUUUUCCGUAAUGAUUUACUUUUAUCCUAAAAACCAUAAUUGUAUAUAAGCAUUCGAAGCAAGUUGCUUCCUUGAAGUUAAGAGGGAUACAAAUUGCUUCAUCAGUAUUAAAAACCAUGGUACUCUUAUUCUGUCUUUUUAAAUUUAAAUCAUUUUCUAAAUGUGGUACCUUGAACCUUGGAGUAUUUACAUAUUUCUGUUUAAAACUGUGACUUAUCAAUGUAAGUCUAGCUAGUAGUGCUUUUUUUGUUUUCCUGAGCAUAAGCUAAACUUCAGGAUAUACUUUGCCAGUUACGUUAUUGGUGAGUAGUUGUUUUUAAAUUAUAUUAUUACUAGGGAAUUUUUUUAAAGACCAUUGGCACACAAUCAAAGUUGUUCCAUAAAUGAUUAUAACUGACCAAUGUAUUUCUCUAAAUGACUUGUUAAAAUCAUUUGGUUUUAUUUAAGAAUCAGUCCUAGUCUCCAUUAUGGUAGGUUUAUUCCUGGCCCAUUUUAAAGACAAAUUUGAAAGAUUCCUUUAAAUUUUAUGAGCUUGUAUAUUCCAUAAAUUACACUGAUUUAUCAAUGUGAAAGAAUUUAACCAUUUAAUAAAUUUCUCAUUGUUGAAUUUCAUUCAGAUUGAAAUGUCCUUUUAAGAGUCUCUGAGAUGUCUACCUGAAAAGGACAUGUGAGCAUUGCCAAUUACCACUUGUUACUCUCCAGUGGCUGUUUUAGCCGUCUGCUAGUUCUUCAAGGCAAAAGAAAUAUUUUUUUAAUAUUUCUGAUAUCAAAUCCCCUAUUAUGGUGGUUUUUAAAGAUUAUGGCAUUAUCAAAGGGACCAAGGCUGUGUGUGAAUACAUGACUCUGAAUUUGAAGGGAAGAGUUCAGUCAUAUAGUUAUUUUUUUCACAGGACACUUUUAAACACCCUGUUUGACUGGAAUUAACCGGUUUGGCACAGCCUAAACAGAAGUAAUGUGAAAUUAAAUUAAUUUUCUUUAAAGUCUUCUGAAAAAAAAGACCAUGUCAGUAGGAUCUUAGGAUAACCUAGGUACUUGCUUCCAAGGGCCUCAUCCCUCUGUUGUUACUUAGGAGUACUUUGGUUUCUGCUAUGUGAUGUGCUUUCUCUGCCUUUUCCACACUUGAAAACUACAUGGCAGCUCACUUCACCCUAAAAACCUGAAAACGCCUAGAAGGACAGAAAAGGAUGAUUUGGAAAAACCCUUGCCAUAAAUGCCAGUUCUGGUUCUUAGUUUAGCCAUUUUCAUCAGUUGCGAUUUUGGCCAUCUGUUGUUAUUGUUUGUUCUGGGGUUUUUUUAGUUUGGUUUUUUAAUAGUCAUUUAGUAAGAUGAUGGCAAUAGCAAAGUUUUUUACUCCCAGGAAUAUUAAUGUAUCAAGUUGAAUGAUUUUAUUUGCCAAAGAAGUAUGUUUUAAUAUCACGGGUAAUGGCUAAGUGUCAAAACUAGGUUUUCCCUUAUCAUAAAAGAAAAGUGAUGAAUGAUGUGGCUUUUGUUUGUUUCUGAAGCCUGAUUUCAUUCAUAGACUCAUUAGUGCCAGGUUUUAGAGAACAGACUUUUUUCUUUUUUUUUUUUUUUUUUUUUUUUUUUUUUUUUUUUUUUUUUUUUUAGUAAAAGCACCUUUAAUUUGUUCUAACGGUACAUCCUGUAAUGACAAUGCUACAAAGCCUUUUAGGUGUCCUUACAGUAUGUGAAAAAUACAGGACUCAUUCUAGAGUUAAAUUACCUGUCAUGACUGAUGUUAUUGGCUUCCAUUUUUAUUAACUUGGAAAUUAAUAUGUUGCUAGUAAAUAUUGGUUUUUACAGUGUCCAGUUUGAAAAUAUAAGUUAUCAAAACUUAAUGUAGUGAAUUUGUGUAACCAUGUUGUAUUGUUGAGAAUGUAUUUUUAUUUAAAUUUUAUUUUCUUAUCAAGAGUAUUAAUAAAAAUUAAAAACUUU